AUGAUCAAAUCAGCACUUUUCUGGUCUUGUGUUGUGCUAUCUCUGGCAUUUAUCGGCAAGUUGCUAUUGGAUACGGGUACUUUUCGACACAUUGAAACUAAAGGCUUGACUCAAUGUCAAUUGAUGGUACCACCAAACGGAGAGGGGCAAGCGUUCGAAGAUUUCGCGAUUGAUUAUGAGAAAGGUGUUGCAUACAUGCCUGGUGACAAUCGAGCAUGGUGGCAUACAUUGAACAUCUCUCUAGCAAGUCAAAGUAAACGAGGCAAAAUGUUUCGACUCGAUUUGGAAUCGGAAACAUUCUCGCAAUACAAAUUGGUCAAUUAUCCAUAUGAACAUUUUCAUCCUCUGGGCAUUGGUUUGUUGAAAAGACAAAACAAUCAAUUGUUUCUAACUAACUAUCGAGUAGUCGAUGGCGAAGUUGUUGGAACUGUGGAGAUCUUUGAAACCAGUACAUCUAAUGAAAAGCAAGUGAAAUGGAUUGAUUCAGUAGUCCAUCCUCUUUUCACAAUGCCGGAUGAUGUGUUACCCAUUGAUGAAAAUACAUUCUAUGUUUCGAAUGUUUAUCACUAUCGUGUCGAUAAAUCACCAUAUUUACAUCUAUUCGAAACGUUCGGAAGACGACCUUGGACUGAUGUAUUACUAUGUUCGAAAACAAAUGAAUGGCAGUGCAAAAUACUAAUUGAUUCUAUGGCCACAUCGAACGGUAUCGCAGCUUCAUUAGAUUUCAAAACAAUCUUUAUUGCUUUCACCGCAGACAAAAGUGUCCGUGUGUACAAAUACAAUUCAGAAAACAAUCUAUUGACUUACACACAAAGCUUGUACGUCGAAUUCUUUCCGGAUAACCUUAUGGUUAAUGAUAAAGAUGAACUGAUCGUUGCCGGUCAUCCAAAACCUCUCGUUUUUGUUCAACAUGAGAAAGAUCGUCAUGUUCGUUCACCUUCCGAAAUAGUUAUAUUUCGCAAUCCCACAUCAAAUUCCACUUACGAGAGUCUUUUACUGACCAAUGGUGAAAUCUUAUCAGCAUCGACUGUUGGUGCGACAUAUAAACAUAAACUUCUUGUUGGUGCUUUAUGUGAUCACGGAAUCCUGAUGUGUCACGAUUUGUCUUAG
Molecule: messenger RNA, 1110 nt
Organism: Adineta ricciae
Lineage: Eukaryota; Metazoa; Rotifera; Eurotatoria; Adinetida; Adinetidae
Source: the annotation of a GenBank genome assembly